UUUGUGCACUGAAGACAACUCAGGCAAACUCAAGAUGGCUGCCAAGAGGAAAGGAGGCCUAAAGUUGAAUGCUAUCUGUGCCAAGCUGAGUAGGCAGGUUGACUACAACUUUGGGGCAGAGCAGACUGAGCCAGACCACAAACCUCAAGAGAACAAUAGUGCUGAUGGGCUGCGUCAUGGUGACCAGGAGGGGGACACUGACUCUCCCGAUGGACUCCAGGACAUCCAAAAGUUGGAGGAGGACAAGAAAAGGCGGGAAGCGAUUGAGAAAUGGGUGAACGGGGAAUACACAGAUGAACAUGGGGAACGCGGUGAAGAAAGGGUAAUAAAGCCUGGUGACGGCGAGUACAUUGCCCCUGAAGGGGUCUAUAUGGUGCAGCCCAAAGGUUGUAGUGAUGAGGAGGACAAUGAUGGAGCUCAAGGCUCUCUCGAUGGCAGUUACAUGGAUGACAGAGACUCUGAGGAAGUGGGACUGAAAGAGGAAGGCUACAAUUCUUCCAGCGAGGCCAGUAUAAGACAAGCCAGUAUUGCCUCUUCAGGGGAGACAUCGACACUCCAUGACUAUGCAGCAACCACGAUGAAUGAAUUCCUGGGGAUGUUUGGCUACGAUGACCAGAAUGUCAGGGAUGAGCUGGCCAAGAAGAUCAGUUUUGACAAGUUGAACGCCACUACCUCAGACACCUACCCAGCAGCCUCCUCGAGCGAGGACAGCUUAGCUCGGAGGGUGCGCAUUUCCAAAUACGAGGAAUACAUUCGCAAGCUCAAGGCAGGGGAGCACUUGCCCAGGCUGCUCCCGGUCCCCAAAGCUGAGAAUUCGAGCUCCCGGACGCUUGGAGGGAAGGAUCCAGGCCCAGCUGGAGGCCAGUUCCCUGCACAGGAAGCCCCCAUUCGCCACGACGCCAAGCCCACUGCCCCCACUGCCCCUUCCGGCUCCUCGGCCCAGGCACACGGCCUUCUCUCUCGCGCUUCCAAGUACGACUACUUCAUUCAGAAGCUGAAGAUCGGCGAGAGCAUCCGGCCCCAGAAUGGCAACAGCUACAAGAGACCAUCAAAGUACGACCUGGAAAAUGUGAAGUACCUGCACCUGUUCAAGCCGGGUGAGGGUGACCCGGACAUGGGGGGCGCCAUCGCCUUCAAAACUGGAAAGGUGGGCCGCCCGUCCAAGUACGACAUUAAAAACAUCCAGAAGUUGGCCAUGGGGAAGACUCCCGCUAACCCCGGCAUCACCCCCCUGUCGAGCAGCCCUUGUGCACUGGCCGUGAGUGUCGAACCCACUGCCUCAGCUGGCUUUGGGAGCACCGACCUUCUGAAGUCCAGCUUCUCCAAGGCCGACUCCAUUACAACUGGAACUGUCUCGACAGUCAACCGCCUUUCCAAAGCUGAACCUUCGCUGGAUGACUCUGCGGGGAGGCUGCCCAGUUCGAAUGUACCUGCAGUAAAUCGGAAUGGACUGUCAUCAGAGAAGCCGGGUGCCAUUACUGAUGAUGCGAAUAUUUACCAGAAGUACAUUGCCAGUAAUCUACCUGCUGACGGCUUCCACCCCAAAUCACCCCAUCUGCUCAGAGAAUGCUGGUUCUCUGGCAGUCAGCAAUGUGGACACAUUCACUGUGCCUAUCAGUACAGAGAGCACUACCACUGUCUGGAUCCUGAGUGCAAUUACCAGAGGUUUACCAGUAAACAGGAUGUGAUACGACACUACAACAUGCACAAGAAGAGAGAUAACUCCCUGCAACAUGGUUUCAUGCGCUUCAGCCCCUUGGAUGACUGCAGUGUCUACUACCAUGGCUGCCACCUUAAUGGAAAGAGCACGCACUACCACUGCAUGCAGGUGGGUUGUACUAAGGUUUACACAAGUACAUCCGAUGUGAUGACCCAUGAAAACUUCCACAAGAAGAAUGCCCAGCUAAUCAAUGAUGGCUUUCAGCGCUUUCGUGCAACGGAGGAUUGUGGGACUCUUGGCUGCCAGUUCUAUGGACAAAAGACCACACACUUCCACUGCAGGCGUCCUGGUUGUACUUUCACCUUCAAAAACAAGUGUGACAUCGAGAAGCACAAGAGUUACCACAUCAAGGAUGAUGCCUAUGCCAAGGAUGGCUUCAAGAAGUUCUACAAAUACGAGGAGUGCAAGUAUGAGGGCUGUGUCUACAGCAAGGCCACGAACCACUUCCACUGUAUCCGGGUGGGCUGCGGCUUCACAUUCACUUCCACCAGUCAGAUGACCUCGCACAAGCGAAAACACGAACGCCGCCACAUCCGGAAUGCGGGAGGUCUCGGCCUAGCUUCUCAGCUGCUGGGCCGCAAGGAGAACGAACAGGAUGACUCCAGCAAUGAUGACCUGAUUGACUACUCAGCGAUAAGCAGCAAGAAUUCAAGUCUGAGUGCGUCUCCGACAAGCCAACAAUCUUCGGUACCGAUGCUCCUCCCCACUCCCACGACAGAGAUCUCCUCAACCCAGGCCAUCAAGCCGACAAGCAGCGUCCUCCCAGUGACCAAAGUGUCGACGAUACUUCCGCAAACGCUGGCCAGCCCCAUCCCGGUCGCCUUGGCACUCUCCAAUGCUGGUAUCUCUAAUACGGGUCCCUUCUUCCCUAUCAUUCCCAACAGGGUCUCCAUGACCCUCCCUGUGACAGCAGCCAACCUGAUAUCCACCAUCUCCUCCAGCGUUCCCACUUUGCCAACGGAAUCACCUUCGCAAGUUGUCUCGGGGUCCAGCAACACAAUCCCCCUGUCUCCAGCUGCUGCAAGCACCAUCAUGGAGAAGAUCACGGCCAGCAAAGGGCUCAUCUCCCCGAUGAUGGCCCGCCUUGCAGCUGCAGCUCUCAAACCAUCCAAUCCAGCAGACGUAGCAGGAAAUGAGCAGCAAACGCAGUUGAACCAGUUCAAUCUGGCCCCACUCAAGCAAGAGCCAAGUGACAUCACCAAGACUCAAUCUCAAGAUUCAACACAGAAUCAGAGCCUUGAUCUCAGCUUGAAAGAGCACAGCACGGAAUCCAAUGGACAUGUCGAUUCGGGACAGGCAUCCCUGUUAUCCUCAUUUCUCAAUAAGAUGUCCCAAAACAGCAGCGGACUGAGCAAUUUGCUGAACCUCAAGACAGAACCGGACUGUGCACAGUCUGAUGCAGAACAGAUGCCCUACAUGAAUAAAGCUUUAACCCCACAGAGACAAGAGAAACGACAGGAAUUCUGGGAGAAAUAUCUGCGCAGAUUUACCACCGAAGAUUACUGUGAAACCCAGUGUGACUUCCUUCACAAAACCCAUUUCCAUUGUGCAGUAGAAGAUUGUGGUGCCCUUUUCAGUACCUUGGAUGGAGCUGUUAAGCACGCCAACUUCCACUUUCGGGCAGACGGCGGGGCGGUGAAAGUGAAGUCGGAGCCUUCCCUGCCGACCACGAUUCCCGUCGGGAUCCGAGCGACCAGGGCCGGGACCGCGGCCUUCUCCUCCGUCGCCAUGGUAACUGCCGCCGCCAUGUUGGCCUCCAGCGCGGGCCCCGCCGUCGUCACGGCCGCCCCGACGCUGCUCGCCUGGAAACAGCUGGCCGCCUCCAUUCCGCAGCUGCCCGCAACCUCCCCCUUGGCAACCACAUCCCUAGAGAACGCCAAGCCUCAGGUCAAACCGGGCUUCCUCCAGUUUCAAGAGAACGAUCCCUGUCUGGCGACUGAUUGCAAAUAUGCCAAUAAGUUCCACUUCCACUGUCUGUUCGGAAACUGCAAGUAUGUGUGCAAAACAUCAGGGAAGGCUGAAUCACAUUGUCUCGAUCACAUCAAUCCAAACAACAACCUCGUCAACGUGCGUGACCAGUUCUCCUAUUACUCCCUACAGUGCCUCUGUCCGAAUCAGCAAUGUGAGUUCCGGAUGAGGGGACACUACCACUGUUUACGACCAUUUUGUAACUUUGUGACUAACAUCACCACGAAACUCCCCUGGCACAUCAAGAAACAUGAGAAAGCAGAAAGAAGAGCUGCAAACGGAUUCAAGUACUUCACCAAACGAGAAGAAUGUAGCAGGCUAGGUUGUAAGUACAAUCAGGUAAACAGCCACUUCCACUGUAUCCGCGAGGGUUGCCAUUUUUCCUUCCUGCUCAAGCAUCAGAUGACAUCACAUUCCCGCAAGCACAUGAGAAGAAUGCUGGGUAAAAACUUUGACAAGAUUCCCAAUCAGGGUCCCAGGAGUGACGAUGCAUUGGGAAGCGUGGCUGUUGCUACCGGCUCCUCAGCAAUGAGUUCAACACCCAACAUGAUGGACACGGAAACAGACGAGUACAUGGACUAUCCAGCGGGUACGAGCCCUGCAGGUCUGUCCUCGGAGUCCUCCGUGCCGGACCGAAGCUGCACGAGUACGCCCAUUGGAAAUGAAAGCAGUGCAGCUGGCUGUCCGGUUGCUACUGCUGCUGAUGCUGUCCACACUGCACCAUCUCCAUCUUUUCCCCAAGCCCUGCUCACAUCUCCUGCUCCCCCUCCUUCACUGCCAUUUCUCCUCCCUCCAUCCUGUCUCUCUCUACUCAGCGCGAAUCUGGGGACCACCAGGAAUGUUGUCAUACCGACCAGCACGCCCGGUUUCAGCCCGAUCAUUGCUGCUCCUAGUCCGAUUAAAAGCGAUGUCCCAAUAGUACAGGACGCUGCAGGGAACACGAUUUCACUUCCAACUGCUUCUGGUGCGAAGAAAAGAUUCUGGAUCAUCGAAGACAUGUCUCCAUUUGGAAAGCGACGGAAGACAGCCUCUUCCCGGAAGAUGCUGGAUGAAGGAAUGAUGCUGGAGGGUUUCAAACGCUAUGAUCUUUACGAAGACUGCAAAGACACCUCUUGCCAAUUUUCGCUGAAAGUCACCCACUACCACUGCACCCGGGAGAACUGUGGCUACAAGUUCUGUGGUCGCACUCACAUGUACAAACACGCCCAGCAUCACGAUCGAGUGGACAACCUUGUCCUCGAUGACUUCAAACGCUUUAAGUCCUCGCUGAGGUGCUAUUUUGCGGACUGUCAGUUUUCUGGAAACAGUACCCACUUCCACUGCCUUCGGUGUGGUUUCCGCUGUACAGACAGUACCAAGGUGACUGCCCAUCGGAAACACCAUGGCAAGCAAGAUGUGAUCAGUGCUGCGGGCUUCUGCCAGUUCAGUUCAAGUGUGGACUGCGAAGUACCUGACUGUAAAUACAAGUUGAAGUGCUCCCAUUUCCACUGCACCUACCCUGAGUGUAAACACACAGUGGUGGGCAUGUCACAGAUGGACUCUCACAAGCGCAAACACGAGAAGUUGGAACGUGGGGAAACAACAUCUGUCUCGCCCACCCGCGAUGCCAUGCACAGCACAGGCGCCACGACAGAGUAUGAUUCCCAGGGCUCCUCCCUCAACCUGGAUGGCUCCCUAAACCUCAGCACCAAUGUCGACAGCUCCCUGUUCUUCCUCCGAAACCCGGCUGGCAUCGGAUUGAACGACUCGCUGGAUCUGAGCACAAAGCCCCAUGAGGCCGUCUCGGUGGCUGGGAUACUCCAGGAAGACCCUGCUGUCACAUCCGGAGAUGCAGAAGAUGAGAACGACAUGACACAGGAUGAAGACGUCAACGAAGACGAUGAUCUCAACACGGACUCUGACAGCACCCAUGGUACCAUACCUGAGAACAUGGACGAGAAAGAUGACGCCACAGGGCUGUAGCUGGGGACAGCUUCCCCCAACCCCCAACCCCUCCCCUUCCUAUAUAAAGAGUCUGUUCCCUAUAUACUUGUUUAAAUUAUCUGGUAUGACAGUUGUUCUUAAUUAAAUGAAAAAAAAUGUAGUGGAAUUAACCGCAAAGACUCCACAGGCGCUGUAGUGUUGAAGGGGCCCUGAGUGCAAGGCAAGUCUUGUUGCUGUGUUCAGACCAGCUCUGCAGUAAAGACUUUCUCAGCUUCCUCUCCCCACCAUGAUGCUUCCAGAUAGCUGACGACAACGGGACAAUGCCCUACACAAAUAAAAAGAAUAAGGAUUACAGAUGAACAAAUCGUUUGGCUUCAGAUGCUAUGUGGAGAGGAGAUACAGCAGUAUGAAGAGUUGUUUUCCCUGGAAGAUGUUUACAACCCGACCAACAUAAUUAAACCCUUUUAAUAUGCAGGAAAAACUAAAAUCUAUAAUCCGACAUUUCUGGAGUUGGACAUCAUGUAAUAUUUGGGUAUUACCUUUGCUACGGAAAACUCCUUGGUUGCGUGUGUGCAUGUCUGCUAGACUUUAUUGUUUUCAUUUUUGGAAUUUUCAAGGAAAAAAAAGUAUAUGAUACUGAGAAUCCUAAGCAGUUUGAGCUGUAGUGUACAUUACGGUAAUUGGCAGAGUGUGCAAGCAAAGAAUUUACAAAGGCAGUUUUAAAUCAUCACUUCCUGUAGUCAGCCCCGCCAUCACCUCUAGCACCAAACUGUGGGAGAUGAGACGACUUUCAGAUAAGGAUGUGUAAAAUGAUUUCUUAAUGGUAAAUCUCGAAGCAUUUAGAUGAGUGCAGAUUGACAGAUGUUUAUUGUGUAACAUGUGGUGUUUGCACUUGAUGUGAAUGAAGUUCCAUUUUUAUUCCCUUAAUUUAUUUUGUUUUGAAGAUUUUUUUCUCUUAUUUUCUCUCUCCCAAGAACCUUUUCAUUCUGGAGUUUGGUUGUAUCAUCCCAAGUCACUCACUACAUCUAGGGUUCUUCCAUUCCAUUCCACUCUUUGCUAUUUUGGGCUGUUCCAGAAUAACCUUUCUUUUACAUUUGUAAAGAAGCAGUGUGGCUUCUACAAGUUUCUCCACUUCUUUGGUUUGUUUCCUAGAUAGAUUGAGAGCAUUUCAAGUAAGUUUUUUUAUAUACUAAAGCAAAAAUCAAUAUGAAUAUUGUCGAUACUUUGGGGCCUAACAUUGGUGACGUUGUUUGCGAAUCAUUUGGCAUCUUGUUGAAUCUGACUCUUGAGCCUUCUAAGACUUAGAGCUGCAAUAUCUGUUUUAAGGUGUUUGCUUAUGAGUUUCUGAUCAAAAAUGAACUUUUCUCUGUGUGUUUAAGAAUGUUUAAACACAUGGCCUCUUGUAUCUCUAAGACAAUAUAUUACUUGCAGGCUGAAAGAAAUCACAAGAAAACCAAUGACAAGUCAUCACUGAAUUGUUGCAGUGCUGAAAGAGGCCUUUUGGUCCAUCGUGAUUGUGAUAGCUCUUUAAAGGAGCAUCUCACUUGGCCCCAUUUCCCUGCUUCUUCCCCAUCAUCCUGCACAUUGUUCCUUUUCAGGCAACUCUCAAAUUACAUUCUGAAUGCUUCAGAACUACCGUCUCCAUCACAAUCUCAGGCAAUCGAUUAUUCUGAACCUUAGCCACUUGCUGUAUGAGGAAGUUAGUUCUCAUGAUGCUUUUGCUUCUUUUACAAAUUAUUUUAAGUUCAAACCGCUCAUUCUUGGUCUUUUCACAAAUGGGAACACUCACUCUUCCCCCAGUGAUUCUGUUGUUCUGUUGUGCAACUUGCUUUUUGUUAAUUUUUUUGAUGUAAACUUGUACAAAAUACAUAAUAAUUAAAAAGCAAAUAAGGUUUAAAAAAAGGGGGAGAGCCACAUUGACAGUCCCUUUUCUUUGCCACCUCCGGUGUAGCCUGUGCCAUCAAAAUUAGCAUCCAUGUGACUGGUAUACCAUUUUUGCUGAUAUUAUUGCUCUUAUCUUAGAAUACAACACAGAAGAAGGCUGUUCAGCACAUGGUGCCAGCCUGGCUAUCCAGUUAGGCCCACACCCCAAGUCUUCCCUCAAAGCCCUGGAAAUCUUUACUGCUGAGCUGAAUCCAGUCUCAGAAGGUUCAUAUCCGUGUCCCGUCUUCUGCUGUUAUACUGACAAAAGGGAACUAGUCUCUGUCAUUUCCUGGAGUGGAUAGAGAGAGAGAGUGAAACAACAGUUACGGAGCUUCUGUAGUGGCACAGCAGUAAUGUCCCUACCUCUGGUCGUAAAGAGCUGGGUUUGAGUCCCACCUGCUUCAGAGAUGUCUGGUCAGAUUGAUUUAAAAAUAUCUAAAACCACCACUUCCUCCAAGGCUGUAUCAGAGAUAAUGGGAACUGCAGAUGCUGGAGAAUCCAAGAUAAUAAAGUGUGAAGCUGGAUGAACACACCAGGUCCAGCAGCAUCUCAGGAGCACAAAAGCUGACGUUUCAGGCCUAGACCCUCUUGUUUCUAUUAUAACAUUAAAUCAACUCAGGAGGGAUAUCUGCAGCCAUAGCUGACCACUGUGAAGAUCCUUAGCUGUAGCUUUCAAAGUUCUCUGCUCACCUUCUCCCCAGUCUCUUCCCUCUUGAUUUCUCUGGAUGCUUGCUCUGCUAAUUGUAUAGAUUUGCAGUCCAGACGCAGCACACACUUCAACUGCAGAUUAAUGACACCUAUUUCCAUCUUUGCUGAAAGCUCAGCUGUUAAUUGCUCAGCUAAAGGGGUCAGUUUAACACCUCAUUAGUCACUAACUAGUAGGGUUUUGCCAGUGUAAAUGUCUAUAAACUCCUGUUAUUUUGAAUAUAUCAACUGCUUUCUAAAUAAAUUAAUUUUAGUGUAUCUUCCUCAUUGAAGCAUAGACUCUGAAAAGGAUCAAUUCAGAACUUUCCACGUCUUUAAUCUUUUCAGGUGCAGUUACAAUGGGUACAUUGUUCAGGAAUUGCACCACUGCAGAAACAUUCAAUUAGUUAAAGCACCCUGAUGUUAUUUGAUUCAGUACAUUUUUCAGAUGAAGUAAAAAAGGAUAUUGCAUAGAUUAGCGCCCUGAAUCUAAAGGACCACUGUAGCCUUGAUCCUCAAAAGUAUAUUGACCCAUUGGUGUUAACAUGCUCCUGUAGUGCGGGAAAAGUUGCUGGGUCCCAUGGUGUAAAGACAUCAGAGGUUAUUGUGGGAGGCUAUUAUUACUGAGGAGGAGAGGGACUCAGCCCAGGCAGUGCUUUGGAAAUUCCUCGACUUCUGCCUCAUCUGUCCGCCUUGGUUGGGGCAUUUUAAAACCGGGAGGAAUAGGGUCAAGGCAGCAAAGUGGAAUUGAAGCCCAAGAUCAGCCAUGAUCAUACUAAAUGCUAAAGCAGGCUUAAUGGGCCAAAUGGCCUUCUAUCCCAGUGUCUUGCAUUCGUGUGAACAAGCACUUCCACAACUCGGCCUCUGUUCUUUCCCCCACUCCAAAUCCAUCCUCCUUCCUGACCAAUGUUGAGCCACACUUCUCACCGCCUUUGUUUGACUCCAACCUGACCUCACCACACCCGGCACUUUCCCCUGCAACCGCAGGAAGUGCUACAGCUGCGCCCACACCUCCUCCCUCACCCCCAUCCCAGGUCCCAAGAUGACUUUCCACAUCAAGCAGAUAUUCACCUGCACAUCCACCAAUGUGGUAUACUGCAUCUGCUGGGCUUCCUUUACAUUGGGGAAACCAAGCGGAGGCUUGGGGACCACUUUGCAGAACACCUAUGCUUGGUUCACAGUAAACAAUUGCACCUCCCAGUCGCGAACCAUUUCAAAACCCCCUCCCAUUCCUUAGAUGACAUGUCCAUCCUGCACCUCCUGCAGUGCCACAAUGAUGCCACCUGUAGGUUGCAGGAACAGCAACUCAUAUUCCGCUUGGAAACCCUGCAGCCCAAUGGUAUUAAUGUGGAUUUCACCAGCUUCAAAAUCUCCCCUCCCCCCACUGCAUCCCAAAACCAGCCCAGCUCAUCCCUGCUUGCCUAACGUGUUCUUCCUCUCACCCAUCCCUUCCUCCCACCUCAAGCCACACCUCCAUUUCCUACCUAUCAACCUCAUUCUGCCACCUUGAACUGUCCGUCUUCCCCGGACUGACCUAUCCCCUCCCUACCUCCCCACCCAUACUCUCCUCUCCACCUAUCUUCUCCUCUAUCCAUCUUCGAUCUGCCUCCCCCUCUCUCCCUAUUUAUUCCAGUUCCCUCUCCCCAUCCCCCUCUCUGAUGAAGGGUCUAGGCCCGAAACGUCAGCUUUUGUGCUCCUGAGAUGCUGCUUGGCCUGCUGUGUUCAUCCAGCUCCACACUUUGUUAUCUUGGAUUCUCCAGCAUCUGCAGUUCCCAUUAUCUCUGACCUUCUGACUCACAUGCUAAGUCCUUCACCCAGGUCCACCACUGAGACCCUCAGCCUUGUCCCCUCCUGAUUCCAUUAUUCUAAUACUGCAACAACCACAGUCUCCAACCUUCCACAUACCUGCGCACGUUGAAAGAGUUGAUGUCUAUUAGAACCUGCCUCGUGUUGCUAGCCAUUAAUCUUGACCACUGUUGAACUCAGUCUCCAUCUUCUGAUACAUACUUUAAAUUUCUGACACCCAGAAUGAGCUUGCCCUUUUACAAACUGUUAUUGGGAGGUGGUGGUGUAGUUGGAAUGCCACUGGAUUAGUAAUCCACAGGCCUGGGCUAAUAUUCUGGGACAUGAGUUCAAAUCCCACCAUGGCAUUUAAAUUAUUAUAACAAUACAACUAAUAAUAUAAAUGGUGCCACAAAAUUAUUAUUGUAGCAACCUAUCUCAAUCGCUGAAGACCGUUAGGGAUGGAAAUCUGUCGUCCCUUCCUGGUCUGGCCCUCAUUGACUCCAGACCCACAGCAAUGUGUUUGACUCUUAACAGUUCACUGAAAUGAUUGAACAAGUCAUUCAAUUCAAGGCCAGUUAGAGAUGGGUCUUGCCUUUAACACCCACAUCCUUUGCGAGAAUAAAGAAAAAUGCAGUAGCCAUCACCACUCCUACAGCCCACUUCAAACAAUAAUCUACCUUAGCUCAUGUGCACCCUUAAACCAUCACCGGUGAUAGUUCUGUGUCAGUUCAAGGUUCUGAACUCCCUGAUUCCCAGUGACUGUCCUGGCGUGUUGUUUGAGCUGUACUGAUUUUCCAAAAUGAAGCAGAUGACUUACGGAAACAGAGGAGUAGAGCUUUUCUGAAAGCCAGACAGCAGGGUCCAUUCCUGGGUGCAGACUGAAUUAAUAUGAAGUCUUUGCAAACUGGAGCAGUCACAUUUAAAUGAUGUUUGAUUGAACCAUCACUGUGACAAAAAUUUAUAACACGACAGUUUGAAUUGUUGCAGAAAAUGGAAGUUUUUGACAGAAUUAAAUGACUAUUUAUGCUGGAAACCGUGAAACCUGUUGAGAAUGAUUGAGGUAAUAUGAAGUUUUUCUUGCAAAAUUUAUUUGGAAAACAAGGGCAAUUUUACACAAAAUCAAAUACUGUGGGUGCUGAUAAUAUGAAAGAAAAACUAUAACAUGGUAACACAUUGAGGAGGUUGGACAGUGAGGGACAAUCUCUCCUACUUUCUGUUCUAUCAUUGACCUUCCCUUUUGUUCUUAUUUGGACUCCUCUUUCCCAGGCUCUGUCCUUGAUUAAAACAUCCUACAUCCCUAACUUUGUCCAGUGCUGAGCAAGCUCACUAACCUGAAAUAUUAAACUCAGUUUUUCUCUUUCUGUGCAGUUGCUGCCCAACCUGCUGAGUUUCUCCAACUUUUGCUGAUCCUUUAACGGCAACCUUACUAAGCAAGAGUUUCCUCUUUAUUUUGACCUUUAGAUUCGGUCUCCCUCAUUCAAAAAUAUUUCAGAAGUAAUAUUUUUAAGUCAUGGCAAAGUUUUCUUUAAAAGUGGAUAAAAAGCUGGCAGAUAUGUUUCUCUGUGUCUCUGCUCUUCCGUAGCUACACUUCUUGCUAAUAUUUGGCGGUCUUGUAGAAGCAAACAAUGUCUCUCUAAAAGACCGAGGCCACAUUUACAGUUCAUAUUUUUACACCUCAGUGGGUGAAGCAUUACGGAUGAGUGUUAAUAAUGUGUGCUAGCUUGCUCCUUGCCUUUUUUUGUAAUAUAUAUACACAUAUAUAUAUAAUAUAUAUAUGUUUGCACUAAUUUAGUUCCAGAUCAACAGUUAUGAGCCUACCAAUUACAAUGAAUGAAAAAAUGAAUUCAGACUAAUUUGCCAAGUCUUAAAGCAUCAGUAGCCCCUUUUGAAGUUUAUUAGGAGUCAAGUGUUCACUGCUCUCCAUCUCAAUUUCUAUCAUUAUUUAAUGGCAAAUAAAUUUCUUUGAAAACGUUAGCAAGAUAUUGUUGUAAUGAACUCUUUAGGGCUACAGCACACAGACCGAGUUGGUCAGUGUCAAGAAUGUAAUCCUUACAAGUACAUAAUAAGAAGGGACUACAGUGACUUUGAGAAUGAUUUAGUUAUUCUUCCCAGGGCCCAACUGUAACCCUUUGAGAACUGCAGUCUUGUUUUUUAAAGCAUAAUUCCUGAAUCAAAAUAAAGCUACAAUGUCCCCUUCUCCUCAUAUUGUCUUAUUUUGAUGUACAGUAUGUGUGUGUCUAACGCUCCUCAGUCCAACUGUGCUUUGUAAAAACCAGCAUUAUGUAUGUUCGUUCACACAAACAUUAGUUUGACAGGCGAUUAUGUGUAUGCAAAGUUCCUGCUUGAAGGCUUCCACCUUUUCAAAAACAAGAUGGCUAGUUUUCAAAGGGUUAAACGCACCUCAAUAAAAAAAAUGGUAUCCUGUAUUUGAAGGAUUUCUUUGCAAAAAAAAAUUCUGGAAUGGCCCAUAGUUUUAGUUUGUGUGCAAUUCCUUUUAGCAUUGGUAGUUUAACACAGCUCUUGAACAGUAAGACAUAGACUGUUAGCACUGACACAGAGUGUGGUUCAGGUUUAAGUUGAAUUUUGUAGAACGUGAAUUAACUUAGGUCUAUGAAUAUUAAUUACUAGUUAAUUUAAUACUGUUAUCCAUCAGUUUAUUUUGUGUGUUCUUUAUUUUUUGCUGCCUCUCCAAUAGUGGGUUCUGUUUAACCAUGAGACACGAGGCAGGCAAUAUUAAUCCUGGUCAUUUUUAAAAAUUUUCUGAUUCCAUUUGACCUUUGAAAAGGAAAAAAAAAACCUGUAAAGUGCUUAGAGCUGGGAAGCAGGUUGUGCACUUGGAUUAACUUGGCAUGAGUCAUUUUAUUUUAAUACACAGAGCACAUUGAAGUCCGAAGCUGUUGAGUUUCUUUCUCCUUCCCCUCUCGUAUUGUUUUUGAAAAAACGGGUAAGACAUCAGUAGAUGUUUGCCAGAUGGCAUUGUGUAGAUAGUCUACCAGAACACAAAGAGAAAAGAAAAUAAUAAUUAUGUACAACCAGACAGAAACAACCUCCAAAUCUUUUAAAUAGACAAGCUGCUGAAGCAUAUGAUCAUUUUACUGUUAAUUUAACUAAAACUGGAUUGAUCUCUUGGAGAUGAAAAAUAAAGGAAAGAUUACGAUGUAGCAAAAAGAGAAUUCUAGCCUUUGUAAUAUAUAUAUUGCACACUAGGAUAAGAAGCCAUCUCUAGAUCAUAUGGAUUUUGUGUUUUUUUUCUCUGUGGGGAGAACCUGAUCCACUUACAAUUACAUGGCUCUAUACAUGGAGACGACAACUUUUUUUAUAUGGUUUGGAAAAAAUGUUCUCCAAUACUUGAAUAUGACCCCUUGGCACCUAUGUUAUUGAUAACUGAAUAUUUUUCCACUUGAAUCUAGUGCUGUUAGAAAUUUAAUAUAUGUGUUUUAUUUAUUUGAUUGGUUUUGCAUGACUGAUGCAAGGGUUUGAGAUUUUCACUCAAUAAA
Messenger RNA from Stegostoma tigrinum, 13500 nucleotides. RefSeq names its product castor zinc finger 1 (gene casz1). NCBI's taxonomy places the organism in Eukaryota, Metazoa, Chordata, Chondrichthyes, Orectolobiformes, Stegostomatidae. The record is from RefSeq and is a predicted model, not a curated record. Gene Ontology annotation, molecular function: DNA-binding transcription factor activity, RNA polymerase II-specific; RNA polymerase II transcription regulatory region sequence-specific DNA binding. Gene Ontology annotation, biological process: positive regulation of transcription by RNA polymerase II; regulation of neuron differentiation. Gene Ontology annotation, cellular component: nucleus. Bases 35 to 5650 code for a protein of 1871 amino acids. The transcript is spliced from 21 exons.